AUCCUAAUUGUCCCUGAUGACUACAACAGAUUGUAAAAUGCCAGUGGGAUAAUUGCGAAAUGUUCGAAAGUGUAUAAAUAGACGAAAUUCUCUUACACUGACACUCUGUUCCCCGCUGUGCAAGGAAAGAGAGAAUGGCCAGGUGUAUCUACCCAUUGGUCAUUUUAGCAGCCUGUAUUGGUCUCGCGUUCUGUGACGUUUUGGGAGAGAUCCAAGAAUUAAAGAAAGGACAGAAGGAAAUGAAAAAUAUUUUAAGGGAAAUUCAGGGCGGACAAAUUGAAGCAAAGAAUAUGUUUAAAGAAAUCCUCUCUAAAUUGUCCGACCAUAGCAAACAUUUAACGUCAUCUCCUCCUGAAGAAGGGUCCAGGUUGCCAAAGAUCCAAGAAUUAAAGAAAGGACAGAAGGAAAUGAAAAAUGUGUUAAGGGAAAUUCAGGACGGACAAAUUGACGUAAAAAAUAUGUAUAAAGAAAUUCUAUCUAAAUUGUCCUACAAUAACCAAACUUUAACUUCAUCUUCUCCAGAGGAAGGGUCCAGGUUCGCAUCGAAAUGGUACGAGCCUGGAGGUUACAUUGUAUCCCUCAGUAAAACAACUUCCGGUGAUGACGUAAAACUUGAGCUGGAAAUGUCGUUGGCGCCAUCUACCGUAGUUACCUGGGGAGUAAAUGAUGGUCUAGUAGAAGCCAACGCCAGCACCUUUGGCACCUCAAGCAAACGAUUAAAGAAAACUACCCUGUACACAAUACAUGUAAAGGCACCAGUGGAAUCUUUAUAUUUCGUAACGUUCAGCGUGGACGAUGUUAUAACAAAUUAUAAACUGAAUGUCACUGCGGAGGAUGGAACAACACGUUAUACCAAUCCCACGAUUUGUCAGCCAGCCUUCACUCAACUUUCUGACAAUUCUUAUGAAGCUAUUUACCGUUGCAAGUCAGAGUUAGAUUCUAGAGAUUCAUGGUAUAUGGACGUUGGUCUCUAUAGAGGCUCUGAUUCGGAAGGCGAUAUCGCCGAAUUUAAAAUGCUUGAUACAAAGAAGAAUCAGUACGUUAAUCUCACCAUUGAGCGAAACACCACAGCAACGGCAACCGUUGUUUUUUCCGAUGAAGUAAUAGAGAAAUUUCGGGAUUUUUUAUUUCUAUUUAGCUCUCUUACCAAGCUCUCUGGUGGUGUUCUCACUUCCACCACAUACAGAAUUGUUCACGAUAUCAGUAAAACAAAAACAGCAGGUGAAUUCAAGUUCUACGCAAUAUUCUCGAAUAUGGACCGUUUGGAAGGAGAAAAAAUACCGAUUCUAUGUGAAGCAAUGGGACGAAAUCCGCCUCCUAUUAAAGUGGAGAGAAAUGGAGAAAUUAUCACGGAAUCAGAUGGUGUGUCUGCUAUACAGAGCACUUCACGCAUUUGGUCAACUUCCUAUGUGACCUUCCUCCAUGCCUCAAAACAACUGGAGGGAAACUACACGUGUGUUACAGAAAAUCAAGGCAAGCGGGUGGUGUCUCCACGGUAUAUUCAAGUAGAAAUAAAACCAAGAAUUGUCUGGUCGUUGACGAAAACGCUGGUGAAUGAACAAUAUCUGAAAAGCGUACUUAUAGUAGUAGAUGGAGCGAAAGGACUUUCCUUAACCUGCAGCAAUACAUCACAAGGGAAUGUCACCUUAGCCAAUGAGAAAAGAUCUCCACUGUCUGAAUGGAAUGAGCGCGUAGAGAACGAAUAUACCUGGACAACACAGAACACAGAGACAGAAGAAUCCUACUUUGAGUACACACCAUUUGUUUCAUGUAUUGCAAAAGACAAAAAUGGUGAAAUCAAAUUUGAUCACGUUAUUUGGUAAUCAGAAUUUUGAAAAUUGAAAAUAGAUUUCUUCAAAAA
Ostrea edulis (European flat oyster) is the source of this 1861-nucleotide messenger RNA. RefSeq lists its product as uncharacterized. Bases 135 to 1823 code for a protein of 562 amino acids. The transcript has 6 exons. The record is from RefSeq and is a predicted model, not a curated record. NCBI's taxonomy places the organism in Eukaryota, Metazoa, Mollusca, Bivalvia, Ostreida, Ostreidae.